GUCCUCGAUCAUGCUGUUCAAUCCCGCAUCCUGCGAUGGCUCAACAACCACGCCAUGAGUCGAACCACUCAGCUGCCUCUUGCUUCAUCCGCAGCUAAAUUCAUCGUCCUUCUGCUCGGUCCAACCGGCUCUGGCAAAACAACAUUGGCCAAGGCCCUCGCCCAAAAAGUGGCCAUCCGCCUAUGCGCAAUGCACGCAACGAUCCGCCUGGUCGAAGCUGGCUCACGCAACCAUAUAACUUCAACCACUUUGCCAGGGGCGCCCUCGAGGAUCCAUCUCGUCUCCAGAUUCUCAUCAUCGACGAUGUUGAGACCAUUGCUUGGUCUCGCAAACGCCCAGAUGCCGAGCAGUACAUGAUCGAGACUGUUCGAAUCACGAAUCUCUGCCUUGCGGGCUUUGAUGUCCUGAGAGCAGUACCCAAUGCGCUGGCAAAUGCUACAUCCAGCAGGGACACCAUGCUUGACGAUGGCUUUCUCGAUAGAUGCAGCCUCACGGCAGAUCUGACUUUGCGAAAGGUUCCCGAGCGCUACGGGAGAUGUUUCGACGCCAGUUUCAAGCCUGCACGGAUUGCAGUAGCAUCCAUUGCGCCUCCUGCCUACCUACCGUUAUGCCGUUUUCCAGGAUCUCAUUGUCGGCGAAACCGAAGACAACAGCCCCGGCUCCCAGGUUCUUCGUCUGGCGAGAGUUGUCGGGAAUGAUGUCUCCGCCCGGUUUGUGGCCAAUAUCGUCACCCAUGCUAUAAUGGGGCACAUGUACCAUUCCACUUGCGACCUCUCUGAGGCCGUUGGCGCCUUUACGGUGCAUCGAGCAGCAUAUCCGCAAAAGGGGCAGAGACUACGCGGAUGAACGUCAGUCUUAUUUUCUCAUGCUUCAGUAGAGGUUAACUGCCGACCGAGUGCGACAGUCCCGGAGAUGGUUAUCAGGAGUCCCGUGGAGGCCAUGGUCAAGGUCGAGAAGGGGUUCCCGCCUUGCCUCGAUUGGCAGGUGGUCACUGGACAUGUUGGGGGCAAAGCCCCUCGGUUCAGUACUGAGAGAGAAAACAGUCCAGGUUUGGCCGAGUUUGUCAUUUAAGAACCUUGAGGCUCUCUAACAAAGUUGCACUGCCUCACGAGUGCCCUACGACACAGAGCCGUCGUUUGGCGAAGCAUGGAGACAAGGAUGCCGAGGUUCACCCUUGAUAAAGGAGUAUGACAUAAACCACGCCAGAUCCGCAUCCCCCAGGUGUGGCAUGGGGAAUGCUGUAUUACUAGUUGUUUAUACACGGACUAGAUAGACGUUGAUGGAUGCCCAACUGGAAGGGAGCAACAAAUGUGCUCCGAGGUGGUGGUGGGCGGGACUUGGGGGAACCCGUUGAAAAGUCGAAGAACUCCAAUUCGUCGCUUCCAAGUUUGUCAUAGAAGGAAGUUCACUAUGCACUCCAAAGAUUUAUUUACCACAACAAUCAGGCCUGUACCUAUGGCUUUUUUAUCACG
Molecule: messenger RNA, 1472 nt
Organism: Colletotrichum destructivum
Lineage: Eukaryota; Fungi; Ascomycota; Sordariomycetes; Glomerellales; Glomerellaceae
Exons: 2
Coding region: 183-698 (171 amino acids)
Source: RefSeq, a predicted model, not a curated record